Drepanopeziza brunnea f. sp. 'multigermtubi' MB_m1 is the source of this 3507-nucleotide messenger RNA. RefSeq lists its product as uncharacterized. Gene Ontology annotation, molecular function: transcription coregulator activity. The record is from RefSeq and is a predicted model, not a curated record. Gene Ontology annotation, cellular component: core mediator complex; mediator complex. Gene Ontology annotation, biological process: regulation of transcription by RNA polymerase II. Lineage: Eukaryota; Fungi; Ascomycota; Leotiomycetes; Helotiales; Drepanopezizaceae.
AUGCCCGGCGUCAUAAUGGAUCCCAAGAGCAAGAAUGGCUCACAUACAAACCACGAUAGAGAUCAGCGCCCGAAUGGUGUGAACGGGGGAUCGCAUACUUCCGAUAAGAUGCAAGACAAAAGCGAGGCCAGAGCAGAACCUCAGCAAAACAUGACCCCACCGAGCCCUGCUGCCCCCAGUCUAUCAAAUGGCAAACUCGCAGACCAUGCGCGGCGCGAAAAUGGAGGUAAUGGCGGACCAUGGGAUGUCCAGGCGCAAAUGGACCUGCUUCCCCAAGAGAUCAUCCAUAUGACGGAAGGUUAUCAGCCUCUCUCAAAGUUUCUGCAGCGAGUAGUGCAAAAGACCCAUACGGAGUUGAUCAACACAUUAAGUGAUUUGGAACAAAUGCCUACGCCUGCCUCUGCGCUCAAUGGCAAUAGUGCUACGGACGACUCGUCACAGGAGAAUGUCCAGAAGAAGAUGCGAUUGAUGAAUUACGCAACAUCCGCCCACGAAUCACUGACGAAGGCAUUAGUUAUUACGGGAUGGAGUCGUAAGGCCGAGGACGUAAGCAAACUGAUUGAUAUCCGACUGCAUUUGGAAGCUCAAAAACAGCUAUACACGACAGCCAUUGAGGCCAUGGCGAGCAACAAGAGGGCAUUGCAUAACUUUCGGUUGCCAAAUCCGGAUUUCAAGACGGCUUUGGAGGCUCUGACCACAGGAAAAUCAUCUUGGAUGCCAGAUCUGGGCUACAUAAAACCGCCACCUUUGACGGCCAAGGAGCUUCUGCGACAAAUGGAGAAGCUGAACACUCUGCUCUCAAUGCGAUUAAACCUGGACGACUAUGACAAGAUUCCUCCACAGUUCAAGAAUUUUACGAUCCAGUCUGGUCGUGCGACAUUCAAGGUACCGGGCGAAUUUGAACUAGAUCUUACAGUCGCAAACGAAGACCCAGGGUCGCAGUAUUGGUUCAUUGAUUUCCGAUUCCUAUUUCGGCCGUCUUCGUCAAAUAUGAAUCUAGGAAUUCGCAACUACAUCGAGAGCAGGGUCAAUGAGACUCUUUUCACCGAUGGCCUAUCCGGAUGUUACAAGUACCUGCAUGAGCUCGUUCUGACCUACAAGAUCAAAGAGUUCCGACGCCAGGGUGAUAACUUGGCUAGGUCGAUCUGGACUGAUACAUUGAGUGUAGAGAACCUGAAUAGACCGAUUUCGAUCCAAUACUGGGUGGGAAGAUAUUCUGGUCAGCCUAUGAAUGGUAAAUCGUCGAGUGCCAGGCCCUCCAAGAGCUGGAUCAUUCUUGGCGUUCACAGUGGCAAAGUGCCUGGCCGGUGUCCAAGCCCCAAAGACACCAGCCGAUUAUUCAUCAGAUGGUUCAGAGACUUCAAGGAAGUGAAGGACCCGGAUAUCAAACUCGACGAUGUCGAUAUUUCUACGGAAUCGCUGCUGAAGACCGUCAUCGGGAAACACAUCGAUCAUAUUCUGACAUCUAUCUUCGAAAAGUUACUGGCAAAGCCUCUGUACGCCUCGCGAGAACUUGAAAUUUCUUUGCAUAUCUCUGUCGACGAUCCUGCGGACUCGGAACUCAAGGUGCAGUUGACUCAAGAACACCGUUUGUCAAUCAAGAUUGAGCCCAUGUCUGGCCGCUUCGUAUUAGGACCCGUCUCCAAACAGUAUUCUCAAACGGAAUUCGACCUCAACCGACGAAGCCAGGACCCAGCGACGGAUGGCCAUAUUUACAUCGAACGUCUCCGAUCAAUGUUAUUAACGGAGGAUCUUCAAGUUCGUGCCAUAAGCGUAGGGUGGACUCGUGUCAACAAACCUGGCCUCAGCCAAGAAAGCAUGGCUGAGAUUGUUGGCAAAGAGGCUCUGCCCACUGUUUGGUUUAGGCGGCCUGGCUGGGAGAAGGACUGGUACCUGGUUGUGACUCAGAGCAUGGGCGGGGAGAAAUGGCAUCUGAUAAAGACUGCCAUGGUACCUCAUACUCUAAAGAAAGAGGUUCUAGGCGUGGGUGAAUGCAUCAAGCUACCGAUCAAGAGUGUCUCCCCUAUCACCAGUUAUUCUUUCCUUUCUACCCUCAACAUCUUCACAGCUGGAGUGGUAUCCCAUCACAUCAAUGCGAAGACGCUCCACGCCAGACGUGUCCAGCAUAAGAGCGUCAAGGGCAAACUUGCAAAAUCGAUCGCUCUACCAUCAAUCUAUGCGAAACUUUCGGACCUCAUUCCAUCGAAAAAUAGAUUGUCCCGGACUGGCAUGAGUUGGGCGAAAGACGUCAUCAAGAUAUCGUUCCAGGGCAUCGAGGUCAUUGGGCAAAAGCCAAGUGAGGCGACCGAAUCCGCCAUUUCCACAUCGGUCACGCAGGCAUCACAGUCAUCAGCACCAGUCCCUCAGGCCCCUAGUGUACUCAUUCCUCCAAAGUCAUUCAACGUAGACGAACGCUCGGUGCUGGUGACAGAAGCACGCCUGAUUGCUUCGCUCCCGAAGGCUCUGCUAAACAUCAAGGAUCAAGUUGAUAAAGACAUUAUCUUCAAUGCAGAGACUGCCUCCUUCGCUGUCCGGCUACGCAGCAAGGUCGGCGACUCCGUCAUUCCUGAUUUGGUGGAGUGCCUGGUUAGAGUCGAGCGACUAGUCGAAUUCAUUCAAGUCCUUGAUACACAUAAGGAUACCUUGACUUGCGACAUGGUUUCACUCGGAAAGAUCGUCUUUACAUAUCAAGAGGUCUCAUCAGUCAGCCCCCUUGACGCAUCGGAUGCAGGGAUUGAUACAGCCACCAAAUAUAGUGCGGCUGUGGAUUAUAGUGCCGCAGACAAUACCAUGGCACUGAUGUUGGAGGGAGGCAACCCGCAUCUUCGGAUCGCAGAUAGCCUGGCGACUAUACUGAAUGGUUCAGAAGGCCUCAAUGGUGUCGCAACUCUUCUUCCCCUCACUCUUCCCGUUCUCCGAGCUCUGGACACGAUGGAAGAUGCCUGGUCUGCGGAAGAGUUGUCCGGCAAGGGACAAGUCAUCGUCCACGCUCGGGCCACAGACUCUUACCUCAUCCGCUACAGCCUCUUCCCGAAAAGCCCUCUAGCCGCCAGUGUCUCCUUCAAUGUCAAGCUACGCUCACGCAAUUCUCAGCCAUGGUGGCACGUCCGCCGUGUAGCCACUGCCCGUAAUGGAGAGCCAGACGCGCUCGAGGAGGAUCUAGCGCCUCUGUGGGCUCUGUCGCCGUGUCCUGAUUGGAAAGGUAUGCGGAUGAGUGGUGUGGCGCGGAAUAAGAGCAUUGAGAAUCUGCUGGUGAAGCUGGACGAGACUGUGAGGAGGUUUGCGCUGAGUGGAAAGAAUCUGAAUAGUGCUGUGUCCGCACCGCCCCCGGCUCAGGUUCAGGCGCCUGCUCCACAAAAGCAAAUACCGACCCAGAAUCCGAGACAACAGCAGCAGCAGCAGCAGCAGCAGCAGCAUCAGAGAUGGCAACCGGCUUCCAAUCAAGGCCAGAGUCAGGCGAGAAAUCCGCACAAUCCGCACAAUCGAGAGGUGGUAGAAAUUGAUUAG